This is a messenger RNA of Pararge aegeria (speckled wood butterfly), 3123 nucleotides long. It is a transcript of the gene twisted, whose product is annotated as protein O-mannosyl-transferase 2. The transcript is spliced from 16 exons. The record is from RefSeq and is a predicted model, not a curated record. The coding region runs from base 162 to 2270 and encodes 702 amino acids. Gene Ontology annotation, biological process: protein O-linked glycosylation via mannose. Lineage: Eukaryota; Metazoa; Arthropoda; Insecta; Lepidoptera; Nymphalidae. Gene Ontology annotation, molecular function: dolichyl-phosphate-mannose-protein mannosyltransferase activity. Gene Ontology annotation, cellular component: membrane; endoplasmic reticulum.
UGUGUUUACUAUUUAUCAUUUUGUUACCUACCGUUAAUUUUAUACCGUUAUUUUUCCAUUUAUUUGCGGGUAACCAAACGAAUGACGUAUGUUUUUUAAUAUAUUAAAAAAAACCGUAGUCGGGUUUAAAAAUUUUUGUGCCUUGUAAAUCUUACAAAGAAAUGGCCCAGACCCGUGAAAAAUGCUCUUCAUCAUCCAAAAUAUGGUUGAUUACUUUUGGAUUAAUUUGUGGAGCUACUUUUCUGACGCGAUUUUAUAAAGUGUUAGAGCCAGAUCAUGUAUGUUGGGAUGAAACACAUUUUGGUAAAAUGGCAAGCAGUUACAUUAACAGAACCUUCUUUUUUGAUGUUCAUCCACCCCUCGGAAAGAUGCUCAUAGCUUUGUCUGGUAAAUUGACAGGCUAUGACGGUACAUUUCAUUUCGAAAAACCAGGUAGUAAGUUCGAUGGUGCUAGAUAUGAAGGGAUGCGAAUUUUUUGCACAACCUUGGGAGCCUUGAUAAUACCUCUAACAUUCCUGACAAUAUGGGAAAUGACUAAGAAUCUGGACUCAACUGUAAUUGGUACCUUACUUUUACUAUGUGAUAUAGGCUUCUUAACACUUAAUAGAUACAUUUUAUUGGAUCCAAUACUGUUGUUCUUCAUGAGCUGUACUAUAUAUGGAGUGUUUAAGGUCCGGUCUCUAACCGACGAAGGCCUGCCGCCUUUCUCGUCCCGAAUGUUAGCGUGGCAGCUUUAUCUGGGCGCGUCGCUCGCUUGUACCAUAUCAGUGAAGUUCGUCGGCUUAUUCGUAGUAUUGUUUGCUGGUCUGCGAACUAUCGCCGAUUUGUGGAACGUGCUCGGUGACUUGACGAAGCCUGUCAGCUUAACUGUAAAACACUUGAUUGGUAGGACCAUAACAUUGAUCCUUUGGCCGAUACUGCUCUACGUGUUUUUCUUCUGGAUUCAUCUCACUGUACUUAGCAAAAGCGGUAAUGGCGAUGGGUUCUACUCGUCGGGUUUCCAAGCGCGCCUGGAGGGCAACAGUUUGAACAAUGCCAGCGCGCCGCGGGUGUUGGCAUUUGAAGCGGCUGUCACACUUAAGAACCACCGCACAGGGGGUGGCUAUCUGCAUUCGCACCACCAUCUCUACCCUGCUGGGGCCGGGGCGAAACAGCAACAGAUAACGACAUACACGCACAAAGACGAGAACAAUAAAUGGAUCGUCAAGCCUUACGACCGUGAGCAAGUAGACGGUGUUGUGCUGGUACGGAGCGGGGACUUGGUGCGUUUGACGCAUGCUGCGACAGGGCGAAACCUGCACUCGCACCGCGAAAGGGCUCCCAUGACCAGCAAGUUCAUGCAGGUCACUGGAUACGGCGAGGAUGGUGUUGGAGAUGCUAACGAUGUUUGGAAGAUAAUAGUGUCGGGCGGCAAAGAUGGCGAUGAGAUACAAACUGUGCGGAGCAAACUUGUAUUUAUACAUUAUUUGCAGGCGUGUGCAUUAACGACGACGGGUAAGCAGCUGCCCAAGUGGGGCUUCGAACAGCAAGAGGUCGCGUGCAAUCCGAAUCUGCGGGACAACAAUGCGCUUUGGAACGUCGAGGACAAUAUUUUCGAUCAGCUGCCAAAGAUGAGUUUCGAGGUGUACGCAUCAAGCUUUCUAGAGCGGUUCAUAGAGUCCCACGCGGUGAUGCUGCAUGGAAACGCUGGUCUGAAACCGAAAGAGGGAGAGGUGACUUCGCAACCCUGGCAAUGGCCCAUCAAUUACAGGGGACAAUUUUUCUCAGCAAAUUCUCACAGAAUCUAUUUAUUGGGUAAUCCGGUAGUAUGGUGGGGAAAUCUGGCAUUCCUCGCAGUUUUCUUCCUGCUCUUCCUCGUUAACUGUAUAAGGGAAAAGCGCGCGCAAGCUUUCGGAAAAACUGUGGAAGGGGGUGAAAAUGCAACUCUACUGAACGCAGCUGGGUGGAAUUUUGUGGGGUGGGCACUCCACUACGUACCGUUCUGGGCGAUGGGCCGUGUGCUCUACUUCCAUCACUACUUCCCAGCGCUCGUCUUUAGCUCUAUGCUUACAGGUAUCAUCACAGUUUACCUACUGCAGAGCAUCAAGAGCUUUCUGAGCCCGGAAUUAGGACGGACAGUGUAUCAAAGCGCGAUAGGUCUCGUGAUAACGACCACAGUGUACAGUUUCUAUCUCUUUUCGCCACUCGCGUACGGAAUGAGCGGACCCAUGUCUAACGAACCUAACUCCACUGUCACGGGCUUAAAAUGGCUGGACACGUGGGAAUUUUGAUAUUAAUUUGAAUUUUAUUUAUUUAAGCCAAGUAUUAUUUGGGAAUACAGCCUGAGCCCUUCCCAUAAUUAGAGAAGACCUGUAGCCCUAGUACAAGACUAGCUCGCUUGAAUUCGAGGAAUCGUUUUAGAGUAUGGAAAAACUUAAACAACGGAGUAAAAUGUAUCUUAUUCGCUUUGUGUUAAAGCUGAAAUUUUUGUACAAUUCUUUUCUUUCUCUUUCUCGGGCUUUUAACAGAACAAAAAUCAGAAAUACAGAAUUUGCGAGUAUAUAACGAGUGUUAUUAGGUUCAUUUUACUUUGGCAUUAAAGCGUUAAAUAUUCGAUAACGAAUCCUCGAUUGCGAACGAGCAAAUCUUGUACUUAAGCUAGAGUGCCCUAUAGUAGGCCGCUAAUGGAUUGCCAAUGAUACAUUUGUCAUUUCCAGCCCUUGAAACAUGACCUGCCCUAUUCCAUUUUCGAGUAUAAGCUAUCUUUGUCAAACUUGGAAAUACGAAGCCGUAAAUGCCCGGUUACUAAAAAAAAAUUGAGUGGAGAUUACUGGGAGACGAAUCUCUCUGUCCCAAUCAGCUUUAGUGGAAAGGAGGCCUAAUUAUUAUGAGCAUAAGUACUUCAAAUUUCAAGAUUGACGAUUGGCGACUAUAUUAUGUAAACUGUAUAGUUAAAAUGCCAAGAAAACGAUUAAAGGUUUGAUGCGUUUAAAUUUUAGCAAAUAUUUUAUACUAAAAAUAUUAUCCGUCCCGUAUUGAGUAAUUUUAUAUACAAAAUAUAAAUUUAAGAAAUAAGUAGGUAUAGUAAAUACAGUUAUUUUUGGUAAAUGUUUAUACCCAUGUUUGUAAUUUAAAAAAUAUAUU